GUUGCAGCCAUGCCGACAACCAACCAAGGCUGGCCAGAGGCGUUUGGCUUCUCUCUGGGUGGCAGCGGGCCCUGCUACGUGCUGUGGGUGCAGGAGGGCAGCAGUGCAGCAGCGGCAGGGCUGCGCCCGGGCGACGAGGUGCUGGAGCUGGAGGGGCAGCCCGUCGCCUCACUGGGCUGCCCGGCGUUGCUGGCAUUAGCCCGGCGCUGCAGCUCCGUGCCCCCCAGCAUCGGUGUGCUGUCCAGGCUGCAGCGUGCAGACCUGCCUCCAGCCCCACACCUGGGCUUGCAGCUGGUGGGCGGCAGCCCCCCUUGCGUGGCCAGUGUGGCCCCUGGCUCUCCUGCUGCCACCUGCGGCAUCGCUCCUGGAGACUUGCUGCUGGAGGUGGAUGGCAGGGACCUCGGCCCCAGCGCUGCUGCUGUGCGCAUGGAGAGGAAGCAGAAAGCGCAAGAGUUCAGCAAAAAGGUGGAUGCCAUCCUGGGGGACCAUCCCGAGCUCAAGGAGCAGGUGUUCGCCGCGCUGAAGCAGUACGCAGCCGAGCGGAGGGUGGAGUGCUUGGCCUGUGCCCUGUGCAUGCUGCUCACCCAGGAGUCCCACCAGCACCUCAUCGACAGCAUCAGGAUUUUCAUCCCCAAAAAACACCGGCAGCGCUUCGAUGAGGUGGUGUCACAGAGCCUGAUCAGCAAGCUGUGCCGCUCCAAGAGUGAACAGCACAGCAACCGCCUGCGGCGCAGCCGGAGCGAGGACCACCAGGAGAGGCUGCUCGUGUCCACCCGUGCCAGCUCUGUGCCCCGCAGCCACGAGGAGCUCAGCAAGAGCCUGCGGAAAACCACCUCGCUCAUCACCAGCAAUGUGGCCUCAGGGGCUGCGCGCAGGACGGUGCGAGUUUAUAAAGGCAACAAAAGCUUUGGCUUCACACUGCGCGGACAUGCACCAGUGUGGAUCGAGUCCGUUCUGCCAGGGAGUCCGGCUGAGAAGGCUGCACUCAAACCUGGAGACCGAAUCCUAUUUCUUAAUGGCCUGGACAUGAGGAACUGCUCUCAUGACAAGGUGGUGUCGAUGCUGCAGGGCAGCGGGGCGAUGCCCACCUUGGUGGUGGAAGAGGGCAUCGUCAAUUUCUCCAGCGACUCUGACUCUGCCGACUCCCCGACCAGCUCCUCUGCGCUCACCUCCCUGCAGUGGGUGGCAGAGAUCCUCCCCUCUAGCAUCAAGAUUCAAGGGAGGACCUUCAACCAGCAGCUGGAGCACCUGCUCACCCCACCUGAGCGCUGUACCAUCUGCAAAGCACUGGAGAGCUUCUUCCAACAUCGGAACAUUGACACUCUUAUUGUGGAUGUGUACCCGGUGCUGGACACACCAGCCAAGCAAGUCAUUUGGCAGUUUAUCUACCAGCUGCUGACGUACGAAGAGCAGGAGCACUGCCAGCAAAAGAUUGCCAGGUUUCUUGGUUACAAGUCCUUGGCAGCUGAGCCCGAGGCAGAGGAACGCUACCGCAGCUCAGUGCGAGGGGCAUCUUUGUGCCGGAGCAGCCUCCGGACCAACCGCCCCGAGGAAGGAGGGGCUGCAGGGCAGAGUGACACCGUGGAGGUCCCGGUUCGCUUGAUCCCCGGAGAGAGGCAGGCUGGCGAUGGCACGUCUCUGCCAGAGACACCCAACCCCAAAAUGAUGUCGGCUGUCUAUGCAGAACUGGAGAACCGCCUGCUGGGCAGCUUCUCCAGCAAGGUGGGCAAUGCUGCCCUGCACCACGCAUCGUCCCCAGCCCCCGACCCGGCGCAUGCUGCAGGUGCCCGCAGAUCGGGGGUGCCCGUCUCAUGGCCAAGCGACCCGCUGGCCGCCCAGCAGUGCUACUACCGCCUGCACAGCAGCCUGCGGUCCCCGAGCAGCACCGAGUCCAAUCCCUACGUCAGCCUGGACAGCAGCCCGGCCCCGUCCCCCCAGCACCGGCCCUACCCACUCAGCCCGCUGUCGCGGCGCAAGAAGCUCUUCACCUUCUCCAGGCCGCCACGCAGCCGUGACACCGACCGCUUCCUGGAUGCUCUCAGCGAGCAGCUGGGACACCGUGUGACCAUCGUGGAUGAUUUCCUCACCCCCGAGAAUGACUACGAGGAGAUGAGCUUCCACGAUGACCAGGGCAGCUAUGUCACCAACGACGUCAGCAGCAGCGAGUACAUCAGCAGCAGUGAUGAGGGCAGCUCCCUCACCUACUCCACGCUGUCGGACCACAUCCCCCCACCUCCGCUCAGCCCCCCGCCCCCGCCGCCCCCCCCUCAGUCCCAGGACCCCCAACCUGUCCCUGCCAAGGCCGAGCCCCCCAAGGCCAGCACCUCUUCUGCCCCCAAGCCCCUGGUGAGCCACCUGCACCCCGUUCCGCCUCCGCCUCCCCCCCCCGCCCCCCCACCUGUACCCUGUGCUCCCCCCCUGCACCGGGGGCUGCUGCACCGCCGGAGUGAGACCAACCACAUGAGUGUCAAGAGGCUGCGGUGGGAGCAGGUGGAGAACUCGGAGGGGACCAUCUGGGGACAGCUCGGGGAGGACUCGGACUAUGACAAGCUGAGCGACAUGGUCAAAUACCUCGACCUGGAGCUUCAUUUCGGGACGCAGAAGCCAACCAAGCCAACUUUCAUGCCUGAAACAUUUAAAAAGAAAGACGUGGUUGAAAUUUUGUCCCACAAAAAGGCCUACAACACAUCCAUCCUGAUCGCCCACCUGAAGCUCUCACACAUGGAACUGCGUCAGAUCCUCAUGACGAUGGAGACGGACCGCCUGGAGCCUUCCCACAUCAAGCAGCUCCUGCUGUACGCCCCGGAUGGGGAAGAGGUGCAGCGCUUCCAGAGCUACAAGGAGAACCCCGGCAAGCUGAGCGAGCCUGACCAGUUCGUGCUGCAGAUGCUGUCAGUACCAGAGUACAAGAUCCGACUGCGCAGCCUUCACUUUAAGACCACUCUGCAGGAGAAGACGGAGGAGAUCAAAGCGAGCUAUGAAUGUAUUUGCAAGGCCUCUCUGGAGCUGAAAAGUAGCAAGAAGCUGGCAAAGAUCCUGGAGUUUGUGCUGGCCAUGGGAAACUACCUGAACAACGGGCAGCCCAAGACCAGCAAAACGACAGGCUUCAAAAUCAACUUCCUCACAGAGCUGAACACAACCAAGACCGUUGAUGGGAAAUCCACCUUCCUGCACAUCCUUGCCAAAUCUCUCAGCCAACACUUCCCAGAGCUUCUGGGCUUUGCCAAGGAUCUUCCCACAGUGCCGCUCGCUGCCAAAGUGAACCAGAGAACACUGACAGCCGACCUGAAGGACCUUCACACCACUGUCACUGACAUCCAGAUGGCCUGCCACAGCAUGCCAGCCACCGCCGAGGACCGAUUUGCUAUCGUGAUGACCUCCUUCCUGGAGAGCGCGCAGCCCGCCAUGCGCUCACUGGACGACCUGCAGCACAGGGCCAUGGAGGAGUUCAGCAAGGUGCUGUCUUUCUUUGGGGAAGACUCCAAAAUGACAACUUCAGAAGCUUUCUUCGGCAUUUUUGCAGAAUUCAUGAGCAAGUUUGAGCGGGCGCUCACGGAUGUGCAGGUUGGAGACAGCCAGCGCAGCCCCAGGAUGACAUCCCCCCUUGCCUGGUGA
Messenger RNA from Lagopus leucura (white-tailed ptarmigan), 3615 nucleotides. RefSeq names its product delphilin-like. Gene Ontology annotation, molecular function: protein binding. The record is from RefSeq and is a predicted model, not a curated record. NCBI's taxonomy places the organism in Eukaryota, Metazoa, Chordata, Aves, Galliformes, Phasianidae.